AUGAUCCCGAGCGGCGGCCACCUUUCCAUUAUGGUGAGGAGAUGUCUCCUCACUUUCAAACUGUUCAGGAUCUUCGUGGUGGGAAUUGGCUUCUUCAGCCUGUGCUUUCUAAUGACCUCUCUCGGGGGCCAGUUCUCGGCCAAGCGACCCGGAGAUUCCCCGUUCACAGUACGAGCCGAAGUGCUCGGGGGCCAAGAGUCUCGGGGGGUGCUGAGGAAAAUCAGCGACAUGCUGGAGGUCAUCAUGAAGAGGAUGGACACGCUGUCCAAACUGGGAAACACCACAGACAGCCAGAGACUGGAAGAGCUCAGCUCGGCACUGGACAGGAUUCAGCCUAUAGGGCUUGUGGAGCGCAUCCAAGCCAUAGCCCAGAACAUGUCUGACACGGCAGUGAGGUUGGAGCAGAUCCUGCAGCGCAGUAUGGCCAGCAACAGAGUUAGGGACGGGACAUUAGGACAAUGUGAGACUCCUAAAGAUCCCCGUUAUCCAAACUGUCUCAGCAAGAUGGAUUGGAUGCGCGCCCGUUGGACCUCGGAUCCGUGCUACGCCUUCUACGGUGUGGACGGCUCCGACUGCUCCUUCCUCAUCUACCUGAGUGAAGUCGAGUGGUUCUGCCCCCCGCUGGCCUGGAGGAACCAGACCGCCACGCCCACCCUGAAGCCUCUGCCCAAGACACAGGCUGUUUUCCAGUCCGACAUCGGGACUCUGCUGGAGCAGCUGGGCACGGGGAAGGAAUCUCUGAGCUUCAUGAAGAGACGCAUCCGCAUGCUGGCGGCGCAGUGGGCUUCUGCCGCACGCCGCUUGGACGACAAGCUUCGCAAUCUCUGGAGGGAGAAGAAAACGAUUCUCGUCCACGUGGGCUUCCUGACGGAGGAGUCCGGGGACGUUUUCAGUCCCAAAGUGCUGAAGGGGGGUCCGCUGGGCGAGAUGGUGCAAUGGGCCGACAUCCUCACCGUCCUGCACGUGCUGGGGCACAACCUCAAGAUCUCGGUUUCUCUCAAGGAACUUCACGGGUUUUUGGGUGUCCCCCCAGGACGAGGAAGCUGCCCCCUGACUGGACCUCUGCCCUUUGACCUCAUCUACACCGACUAUCACGGCCUGCAGCAAAUGAAGCAGCACUUGGGUCUGUCACUGAGGAAGCAAAAGUGCCGCGUGCGAGUGAUCGACACCUUCGGCACCGAGCCGGCUUACAACCACGAGGAGUACGCCACCCUGCACGGCUACAGGACCAACUGGGGCUACUGGAACCUGCACGGCCAGCAGUACAUGACCAUGUUCCCCCACACUCCAGACAACUCUUUUAUGGGUUUUGUGGCCGAGGAGCUGAAUGAGACGGAGCGACCGAACAUUCAGAGGAACAAGGUUAAGAAUAUGGCUGUCGUGUACGGUAAAGAGAUCAGCAUGUGGAAGCUUCAAGGAAAGGAAAAGUUCCUGGCCGUUCUGCACCGCUACAUGGAGAUCCAUGGGACGGUUUACUACGAGACACAGCGACCACCAGAGGUUCCGGCUUUUGUGAAGAACCACGGUCUUCUGCCUCAGCAGGAGCUACAGCAGCUCCUCAGAAAGGCCAAGCUUUUCAUUGGAUUUGGUUUUCCAUACGAAGGUCCCGCCCCCCUGGAAGCCAUCGCCAACGGCUGCAUCUUCCUGCAGCCCAAGUUUAAUCCCCCCCACAGCUCCCUCAAUCACGACUUCUUCAGAGGGAAGCCCACCUCCAGGAAGGUGUCGUCUCAGCAUCCCUACGCAGAGCAGUACAUCGGCCGGCCGCACGUCAUCACUGUCGACUUCAACAACACCGAAGAGUUUGAUGCAACCAUUCGUGAGAUCAUGGACAGCGAUGUGGAGCCGUUCCUGCCGUACGAGUACACCUGUGAGGGGAUGCUUGAGAGAGUCCAUGCCUACAUUCAGAAGCAGGACUUUUGUUCACCUGAAGCUCCGUUCCCUCCGGGGAACUCGUCGAGCACGUGGCUGGGCGGCCCCCCAAGCCCCUUCACCCUCCUGCCCAACUCCAGCCUCCUGACCUGGGCCUCCAACUCCAGCUCCUACGAGUCCUGGCCCCCCCUUAGCGCACUGCGACUUCUGGCUUCGCUGGAGGGCCGGUCAUGUGUUCAGGCGUGUGAGAGCGUAGGACUAAUCUGUGAACCGGCCUUGUAUCGUUUCAUCAACAUUAAGGAGGCCUUCAGCGCGCUGGAUUUCCAGUGUGAGGCACUGGAGACGGAGAUGAACCACCUCCUCCCAGCCUUCUCGGCAGAGCACGCUGAAUGUGGCCUGCAGCAGGACCCGCUGCUGUUCAGCUGCGCCGGCUCUGGGGCCAAAUACCAGCGCCUGUGCCCCUGUAGGGACUAUCGUGUCGGCCAGGUGGCGCUGUGCAGGGACUGCCUAUGA
Molecule: messenger RNA, 2382 nt
Organism: Limanda limanda (common dab)
Lineage: Eukaryota; Metazoa; Chordata; Actinopteri; Pleuronectiformes; Pleuronectidae
Gene: mgat5b
Product: alpha-1,6-mannosylglycoprotein 6-beta-N-acetylglucosaminyltransferase B
Exons: 18
Coding region: 1-2382 (793 amino acids)
Biological process (GO): protein N-linked glycosylation
Cellular component (GO): Golgi apparatus
Molecular function (GO): alpha-1,6-mannosylglycoprotein 6-beta-N-acetylglucosaminyltransferase activity
Source: RefSeq, a predicted model, not a curated record